Echinococcus granulosus is the source of this 897-nucleotide messenger RNA. RefSeq names its product Mitochondrial carrier triple repeat protein. Gene Ontology annotation, biological process: transmembrane transport. Bases 1 to 897 code for a protein of 298 amino acids. Lineage: Eukaryota; Metazoa; Platyhelminthes; Cestoda; Cyclophyllidea; Taeniidae. The transcript has a single exon. The record is from RefSeq and is a predicted model, not a curated record.
AUGCCUGGUCUCGCACUGCAGAAAGGUGACGGUAAUGUGACAUCUUUAAUCACUGAUGAGGAGAGUGGAUUACUUAUACCCAGGGAAUACAUAUGUGGUGGUAUUGCAUCAAUGAUUAACGUAGUUGUGGUCUUCCCGUUGCACAAAACAGUUUUCUUCCAACAAUUGGAGGGUAUAAAGUGGUCCGAAGCAUUUAUGCGGUUGCGGAGGGAAGGACUGUGGCAAGUCUACCGAGGUGUUGUUCCACCUCUUCUUCAGCGUGCUUCCUCGGCAUCUGUGAUGUUUGGUUUUCAAAGUCAAUCUCAGAGGUUUCUCUACAGGCAUCAGGGUAGGAUGGAUAUCCCUCUUUACAUCCAAACUAUUCUUUCCGCUACGAUGGCUGGCUGCCUAGAGGCCUCUUUAACGCCCUUCGAGCGGGUGCAAACGCUUCUCCAAUCCUCUAAUAAAUCACGCAUGUACAAGAACACACCUUACGCUCUUUCUAGUCUGUACAAAUCCUAUGGAUUCCGGGAACUAUAUCGUGGUUUUACCCCGAUCCUUCUGCGCAAUUGUAUCGGUGAUAUAUUAUAUUUUAGUGGGAAGGAGUGGCUACGUGGCAAGAGUCAUUCUGAAGACCUUCCGUUCGGUAAACGCCGUCUGACAGAUUUUGUGAUUGGUGGGUUCUUGGGCUCCACUAUUGGGGCAGCCAUAUUUCCUUUGAAUGUCGUCAAAACACAGAUGCAGUCCACUGUAGGUACAGGAUCUAAAAGCCUCAGAUAUGCUCUGCUCAGUCUAUUAAACGAACGGGAGCAUGCAAAGAUUGCUCGGUUGUACAGCGGACUUCCUGCCAAUUUCUUUCGGUCCCUGCUCUCAUGGGGUGUUAUCACCAUGAUGUACGAGUGGCUGCUUACCUUAUGA